AAUAAAUUUCCGCAGAUUUAACAGAACUAUCUAGAAAGAACCUAUCCUUUACCAUCCCGGAUUCUCCCUGCCACUACAAAUUCCCAACUUCGCAAACCCUAGGCAGCAGCAGCAGCAGCAACAACAACAGCAACGAAGAAUUCGAAGAGAAAUCAAAUCGAAUCUCAUUUGAUCUGUGUGUGGUUGCGGCGGCGGCAAUGGCGGAGCACUUGGCAUCGAUAUUCGGGACGGAGAAGGACAGGGUGAACUGCCCGUUCUACUUCAAGAUCGGCGCGUGCAGGCACGGCGACCGGUGCUCGCGUCUCCACACGAAGCCGAGCAUAAGCCCCACUAUUCUCCUCUCCAACAUGUACCAGCGCCCUGACAUGAUCACCCCCGGCGUCGACGCCCACGGCCACCCCAUCGACCCUCGCAAAAUCCAGGACCACUUCGAGGAGUUCUACGAAGACCUCUUCGACGAGCUCUCCAAGUACGGUGAUAUCGAAAGCCUCAAUGUCUGCGACAACCUCGCCGACCACAUGGUGGGGAAUGUGUACGUUCAGUUCAGAGAGGAGGAGCAUGCCGCUAAUGCUGUUAGGAACCUCACUGGAAGGUUUUAUGCAGGUCGGCCAAUUAUUGUUGAUUUUUCGCCGGUGACGGAUUUCCGAGAAGCUACUUGCAGGCAGUAUGAGGAGAAUACUUGCAACCGUGGUGGUUAUUGCAACUUCAUGCACUUGAAGAGAAUUAGCAGGGAAUUGAGGCGUCAGUUGUUUGGGAAGUCCCAUGGAAGGCACAGCAGAAGCAGAAGCAGGAGUCCUUACAGGCAUCGAAGCCAUGAGGAGCGGUCUCAUCGAAGUCAUAGCAGAAAGUAUGAUGACAGGGACCACCAUCAUGAGAGUCGCAGCAGGAGACACAGGAGCACAAGUCCUAGACAUAGGAGAGGACGAAGUCGCAGCCGAAGUCCUGGAGGGAGGAGGCACCAUAGUCCGGUUAGAGAUGGCAGUGAGGAGAGACGUGCCAGAAUUGAGCAAUGGAACAGGGAGAGGGAAGACCAAGAACCUGGGUAUAAGGUUAAUGCUGAGGAAAUCAAUAAUGGUAAUGCUAGCAAACAUCAUGGGCAUCAGCAGCAGGAGCAGGAACCGCAAUCACCUCAGGAGGGACAAUGAUCUGUUUAUGUUGUAAUGGUUCAUGGCUUGCUCUUUGAGGAUGUUUUAACGGAUCUUUCAGCUGGCAAGUAAUCGUGUUUGUAGGAGAAGCCUUGGCUGGUUUACUUGCUGCAUUUGUGCAGGCUCUGAGGAAGAUGGCUUCAUUUUUAUAAUUUUAUUUAGUUUUCUUUUUCCUGGCAUAUUAGGAUUUUUUAGUGUGUAAACCUUCGAACCCAAUUGUGCGCUUGUAAAAUUGUUACUUUGAGGAAGCAGCUUUUGAACGUUUAAUACAUUAUCGACGUGCAUGCAUUUCCUUGAUAA
Molecule: messenger RNA, 1445 nt
Organism: Glycine soja
Lineage: Eukaryota; Viridiplantae; Streptophyta; Magnoliopsida; Fabales; Fabaceae
Product: splicing factor U2af small subunit B-like
Exons: 5
Coding region: 198-1145 (315 amino acids)
Biological process (GO): mRNA splicing, via spliceosome
Cellular component (GO): spliceosomal complex; U2AF complex
Molecular function (GO): metal ion binding; pre-mRNA 3'-splice site binding
Source: RefSeq, a predicted model, not a curated record